This is a messenger RNA of Ectocarpus sp. CCAP 1310/34, 450 nucleotides long. The record is from the annotation of a GenBank genome assembly. NCBI's taxonomy places the organism in Eukaryota, Phaeophyceae, Ectocarpales, Ectocarpaceae.
UGCCACAGCGCCACAGCCAGCAGAAGCGGUCACCGACACGUGCGCAGAGCGGAGCAGCGGCACACCAGAGCGAGGGGAGGGUAACGGCACAGCAACGCAGCAGGAGGUAAACUACAGUCAGCAGCGACACGAACAGUUCGCACAGACUCGUGUUUUGGUGGUGAAAAUAGACUGCGCCUGCACCAAACGCAGGUUGCGGGGUGCUGCUGUAACAUGUCAUCAUCGGCUGACCAGCAACAACCAGCGGACGCCAGCAGCACCAGCACCAGCACCAGCACCAGCUCGUCGACUUUCGAAGCGGCGAAGAACGGAGAUGCGGAUUUCAUCCAGGCGGCCAUUCUGGAUGGGGUGGACGUGAACAAGAGGGACAGCAACGGGGAGAGGCGAGUGCGUGCGUUGCAGAGUCGUACAUGUAGCAUACCGCUACUGCGGUAUCCUACCACUUCGUAA